Molecule: messenger RNA, 2773 nt
Organism: Ficedula albicollis (Collared flycatcher)
Lineage: Eukaryota; Metazoa; Chordata; Aves; Passeriformes; Muscicapidae
Gene: LHX6
Product: LIM homeobox 6
Exons: 8
Coding region: 377-1315 (312 amino acids)
Biological process (GO): regulation of transcription by RNA polymerase II; forebrain neuron development; neuron differentiation
Cellular component (GO): nucleus
Molecular function (GO): RNA polymerase II transcription regulatory region sequence-specific DNA binding; DNA-binding transcription factor activity, RNA polymerase II-specific
Source: RefSeq, a predicted model, not a curated record
AGGGAGAGGGGGAAGAAUUUCGAUUUUUAAUUACUACCAUUAAAAAAAUCAAAUUUGCAAUUCUUUGGGUGGCCUGAUGGAUUCCCUGAUUGACAGCCGGAAUUGACACUCUGGUACCUCUUAUCUCGGGCAUUUACGGCAAUUUCUAAUUGCAGGUAGUUUGGGGGGUUUUUCAGCGCCUUGGCUCGCAUGGGAACCGAGCGAUUACUUCAAGAGGCCCGGGUUAAGUGCAGGCAGGGGGAGAAUUCAAUCCACAUUCAAAUUGCUUCAUUAAAGAGACGCAGCUUUUGUUGCAAAGGAUUUAAAUGGCCACUAGAAAGUUCUUAUUUAUUGUUUUGAGGCGGUUUAUAUAGGGUGCCCCGCGCUCGCCCGGCGCAUGGAGCCGCAGCCUCCCUCUCCCGCUCUCUCCAUCAAGGUGAUGCCGCCGGAGCCGCUGCCCAAGGGGAGCUCCCGCUGUCUCGACCCGCACUCCCGAGUGAACAACCUCAUCUGGCACGUCCGGUGCCUGGAGUGCUCCGUGUGCCGCACCUCGCUGCGCCAGCAGCACAGCUGCUACAUCAAGAACAAGGAGAUCUUCUGCAAGAUGGACUACUUCAGCCGGUUCGGUACCAAGUGUGCCCGCUGCGGCAGGCAGAUCUACGCCAGCGACUGGGUGCGGCGGGCGCGGGGCAAUGCCUACCACCUGGCCUGCUUCGCCUGCUUCUCCUGCAAGCGGCAGCUCUCCACCGGGGAGGAGUUCGGCCUGGUGGAGGAGAAGGUGCUGUGCCGGAUCCACUACGACACCAUGAUAGAGAACCUCAAGCGAGCGGCAGAGAACGGCAAUGGGAUCACGCUGGAGGGGGCGGUGCCCUCGGAGCAGGACAGCCAGCCGAAGCCAGCCAAGAGAGCCCGCACCUCCUUCACGGCCGAGCAGCUGCAGGUCAUGCAGGCACAGUUUGCUCAGGACAACAACCCCGACGCACAAACGCUCCAGAAGCUGGCGGACAUGACGGGGCUGAGCCGGAGGGUCAUUCAGGUUUGGUUUCAAAACUGCAGAGCCCGCCAUAAAAAACACACCCCGCAGCACACGGUGCCGCCCUCGGGAGCGCCCCCGUCCCGCAUCCCCUCCUCGCUGGCCGAUGACAUCCACUACUCGCCCUUCAGCAGCCCGGAGCGGGCCCGCAUGGUGACUCUGCACGGAUACAUCGAAAGUCAGGUACAGUGUGGACAAGUGCACUGUAGACUUCCCUACACUGCUCCACCAGUGCACCUCAAAGCAGACAUGGAAGGACCACUAUCUAAUAGGGGUGAGAAGGUCAUCCUCUUUCAGUACUGACUGCUCGGACUCUUCCUCAGCUGGCCAUGCCCUGCCAGCAGCGCUGCCCUGAGCUCUGACACAGCGCCCAGCCCUGCAGCUGCCGCCAGCCCGGCCCGAGGCUCAGCCCAGCACUCUCAGAUCUCUCAUUGACCAGCACCUCGCGCCUGCUCCGACUCCUCCAGCGACACUCUGUGUAUGUGUGUGUUGAGUGCACAGUUACAUUUGACGCUUGUUUCUUGUGGACUUGUAGAAUGACCGUGAGUCUCUCCAAGGCAGUGCCAGACACAGUCAAAACUGGUGACUCUACUGUGCUUGCAAGUCUUGCUCCCAAACCCGUGGGAAUAUGAACAACCCAGAACACGCUGAGUCUCAGGGGGGUCGAUGAUCACCUCUGAACACAAAGGAAGGAGGAAUUUAUGUGGUUUGGCCUGAUUCUCUUUCUGCACCAGUUGAAGCAGUUCCUGGACAUCCCUCCUUCUUUCCACUCGCAUGUGUGAAGUCUGAAAUUGGCUUUUUUGGCUCAGCAACUCGAUAUAUAGACAGACCUUCCUGAGCCAAACUCGCAGGUAGCUGAGACUCCACUGAGUGGAAAACAUGAUGCCAGCUGGAAAUAGGCAGUUUUUCUUCCUCCUCAAAGUGCUUUAGAAUCACAUGUCCUUUGAUCACUCAAAGGUAAGUAAAUCUUAGUGUUUUUCCCCCCGUUUUAUAGGAGGGGAAGCAGAGAUAUCCUAAACUGAGAGGAACCACGAGGGUUGGUGGCAGAGCCAGGUUUAGCACCCCGAAGUUUUUGAUUGCUGACUUGUUCUUAGAACACUGAAUCUCUCUCCUCUCACAGCCAUCUGCCAAAUCUUUUUUUUUUUUUUUUCAAGUUUUUUACUCUCAUUCUUUAUUAACAAGCUACUUUAUUUCCUUGGAAUCAUAUUGGAUCACAAAUGGGUGAUUUCAGAAUGUACCUACAGAAAACUCUCAGACAAUCCAUACUCUGGGACUGGGAAAUGCUCAAUGGAAGGUGGCCAUAAAGGUGUAGAAAUGUUCUGCCCUACUGUUGACUCAAGUUCAGUCAGUGGAAAGAGUUGGGUAGAAACUGUAGAACCAGUUAAAAAGCUGAAAGCCACAGUAAGGCCAGCAGGAACCAUCUCUAGCCAAGUGGACAGCAAGGGGAUGGCAUUUUCCUUUGUCUGGCAGCAUCACUCUGAUCCCCUCUGCCCUCCUGCUCUCCCUUGCUGGGGUAUGGCUGUCAGUCCUGCCAGGCCCUGGGAUGAGGAUGCGUCCCAGGAGAACAGCUGGGCUCACUGCAACAGCAAAGGAAGUGCUCAGCAGUCUGGCCCCAAGUCAGGAAAAGGACUCCAAAAUGAUCCUUCAUUGAUGGUAAUAACGAAAAGUAAACAAGUGACCUCUGCCAGCCCUUCUCAGUUUGCACCGAGCCAAGAGCAGGUCUGUAACAAAACCUCUCUCCACGCAAGCACACGGGUCUGU